Molecule: messenger RNA, 1023 nt
Organism: Angiostrongylus costaricensis
Lineage: Eukaryota; Metazoa; Nematoda; Chromadorea; Rhabditida; Metastrongylidae
Source: the annotation of a GenBank genome assembly
AUGUCUCAAUCGACAAUGGCAUCUGCCCCAGCGAUUCAGCUCUUAUUACUGAAGGGCUUGGAUUCUACUGAUGCAGGUUCUGGUUCUGGAUCCGGUCUUCCACUAUUGACUCAACGAAAUAUCGCGAGACAAAUUGAACUUGUUCGAGAGAUUGGCCAAGGUCGUUUUGGUGAUGUUUGGUUGGGUGCUUGGAAAGGCGAUCUAGUAGCAGUGAAGAUCUUCUCAUCAAGGGAUGAAGGUUCAUGGUUACAUGAAGUGGAAACCUUUCAAACACAUAUGCUUCAUCAUCCGAAUAUUUUGCAGUUUUACGCGAGUGAUAACAAAGAUACGGGUACGACGAUGCAACUGUGGUUGAUUACGGAGUAUCACAGGAACGGGUCUCUUUUUGACUACCUUUCACAUUCGACAGUCAAUGUGGUCACACUGAUAAAAAUGGUUCGAGGAAUAUCUAACGGUCUGUCAUUUUUGCACGCAGAGCUUAUGGGAAUCCAAAGGAAACCAGCCAUCGCUCAUCGUGAUAUAAAGAGUAAAAAUAUCCUUGUUAAAUCUGACCUUACAUGUGCUAUAGCAGACUUUGGACUUGCAGUUCGUUAUGAAUCAGGACAAAUAAGUCUGCCUAACAGUAACAAGUGUGGCACUGUGCGUUAUUUGCCACCCGAAAUACUUGAUGAGCGGAUAGAGUCGAACAAAUUCGAGUUUUAUCGUGCAGCUGACAUGUAUGCUGUUGGAUUGUUGAUUUGGGAGAUUGCUCGCCGUCUUCCGUCCGAGUUCGCUGAAUCGUUGCCGUAUUAUGAUAAGGUAUCGAGAGAUCCUACAAUACAGGAAAUGCAAGAUGUUGUAGUCACACAAGGAAUACGACCUUAUGAGUCUCCUCAUUGGAAAAAUGACAAUGUACUUCGUGAUGUGUCACGUGUAAUGCGUGAAUGUUGGUCGGCGGAUCCAUCUUCAAGACUAACAGCUAUGAACGUCCGCCUUUGUAUGGAUCGAUUGGCGCAGACCGAACUCAGCGUAUGCUUAUCUUAA